AUGUCAGACGCAGCUGUCGACACCAGCUCCGAGAUCACCACCAAGGACUUAAAAAAGAAGAAGAAAGUUGUGGAGGAGGCAGAGAAUGGAAGAUGCACACCUGCUAAUGGGAACGCUAAUGAGGAAAAUGGGGAGCAGGAGGCUGACAAUGAGGUAGGUGAGGAAGAGGAAGAAAGAGGGGAGGAGGAGGAGGAGGAAGGUGAUGGUGAGGAAGAGGAUGGAGAUGAAGAUGAGGAGGCUGAAGCAGCUGAAGAUGACGAGGAUGACAAUGUUGACACCAAGAAGCAGAAGACUGAUGAGGAUGACUAG
This is a messenger RNA of Molossus molossus (Pallas's mastiff bat), 309 nucleotides long. RefSeq names its product prothymosin alpha-like. NCBI's taxonomy places the organism in Eukaryota, Metazoa, Chordata, Mammalia, Chiroptera, Molossidae. The record is from RefSeq and is a predicted model, not a curated record. Gene Ontology annotation, molecular function: histone binding. Gene Ontology annotation, cellular component: nucleus. Gene Ontology annotation, biological process: positive regulation of transcription by RNA polymerase II; negative regulation of apoptotic process. The coding region runs from base 1 to 309 and encodes 102 amino acids. The transcript has a single exon.